AUGUGCACUUUUCCCGUUCCCACUCCUCCGCUGUCCACUUGGAACUCGGCCUUCCCUUUCCACCAGGCGAUGGGCGGCACAAACGCCUCACUCUUCGACCCCGCCUCGACUGCCGCCCUCCGCUGGUCACAACUAGCCGGUACCAACACCAACGUCGCCACCGGCCCGACGACCGGCCACAUGCAGACCGGCGCCAGCGUUCAGCUGCCCCACAUCGACGGCCCACUCGCGUCUGCCCAGACGUCGGCGACUGGCGGCGGAGAGGCUGGCGCCAGUACCGGCGGGACAAGCGGCUUUCCUUUCGCCGCCGCAGCCGCCUGGUACGGUCUCUCGGCCUUCCUCGGCCCCACGGGACUCCGGUUGCCCGAGGAGGCGGGCCAGUUUCCCGUAGCACCCACGCACAGCCCAAAGAUGCCAGCUGCCGUGGGCACCGCCAGCGCCGCUUUGGGCAACGCUUCUGGAGGGGGUCAGGCCGACUCGCAUGGCGGCCUGAGGGCUCAUGUGGCGUCGACGAAGAGAAACGGGAAAUGCACUCGUCCAAUCGGACGCUCUGUCGAGACAUCCGCUCAUUCAGGCAGCGCCUUUUCCCACCCUCUCGCCAGCACCGAUCUCGCGGCUCCCGCUCCACAUGCCACCGGUUUCCAACGUCCCGAGGUCUCCGCAAGUCUGGACAAACCGGACGAGUCGACGCCUCAACCGGGUCCUCCCGCGUCGUCCGACUCGGUCGGCUGUUCGGUUGGGCUGACCCGAGAAAUGCUGCGCCGGCAUCGGGCCCUCUUUGAGGCCGCGUCGGGCACGCAAGCGGGCUCGCAGCUGGCCGCCUAUUGCUCGGGAUCGGACUCGCGACUCGGCCUCGCCGGAUCCCGGCACGGGCCGGAUCUUGCCGCGGAGCCAAUGAAGCCGAAGGUGGCCGGGCUCGGUCAGGCCAUGUCGGUGGACGACACAAGUGGCCAGCUCAGGCCCGGUGAGUCGGCCUGUCUCGAGCACAAGCGAAAGCCUCAAAGUAGGCCUGUCGGCGAGAGGUGUCGCAGACAGAAGCCAGCACAACAGGCGCCAGAAAGGGGAAAUCGGGGAGCCGCUGUUUCGGGACCGAGUCUCCGACUCUGUUGCGGUGAGCUAGCCGCGGUUGAGCCGGGCCUCGCAGGGAGGAGUAAUCAUUUCGGCCGUCCAGUCGAAGAAAAGUUGCCAGAUGGGCAUGUCGAGGAGGAGGAGGAAGGAGACGACGAAGAGGACGACGAAGAGGACGAGGAGGAAGAUGAGGGGAUGGUGGCUGAGGAGGACGAGGAGGAGGAUGAAGAAGGUGUCAGACAUCCGCAAGAGGGAGACCCAGACUUUGUAGAGACCGCCUGCAGGUGGGCAGACUGCCAGAUCAAUUUUGAGACGCAAGAAGCUCUGGUCAAGCACAUCAGCAAUGAACACAUUGCAGGGGGCAAGAAGAGCUUUAUCUGCUUCUGGCGUGACUGUGUCCGAGGUGCUCGCCCAUUCAAGGCACAAUACAUGCUGGUUGUCCAUAUGCGCCGGCACACCGGUGAAAAACCGCAUAAGUGCAAUGUAAGUUGA
Molecule: messenger RNA, 1560 nt
Organism: Protopolystoma xenopodis
Lineage: Eukaryota; Metazoa; Platyhelminthes; Monogenea; Polystomatidea; Polystomatidae
Source: the annotation of a GenBank genome assembly